This is a messenger RNA of Dendrobium catenatum, 514 nucleotides long. Its product is annotated as 1,4-alpha-glucan-branching enzyme 2, chloroplastic/amyloplastic-like. The transcript has 2 exons. The record is from RefSeq and is a predicted model, not a curated record. Gene Ontology annotation, cellular component: cytoplasm. Gene Ontology annotation, molecular function: 1,4-alpha-glucan branching enzyme activity. Gene Ontology annotation, biological process: starch metabolic process. The annotation marks the transcript as partial. Lineage: Eukaryota; Viridiplantae; Streptophyta; Magnoliopsida; Asparagales; Orchidaceae.
AAUGCAAGAUGGUGGCUGGAGGAGUACAAAUUUGAUGGCUUUAGAUUUGAUGGUGUGACAUCAAUGAUGUAUACUCAUCGUGGCUUGCAGGUAGCAUUUACUGGGAACUACAGUGAGUAUUUUGGUUUGGCGGCUGAUGCAGAUGCGAUAGUUUAUUUGAUGCUUGUGAAUGAUGUUAUUCAUGGACUAUACCCUGAGGCUGUUAGCAUUGGUGAAGAUGUGAGUGCAAUUUGUUUUCAUUUUUAUGUUUUAGACACCUGAUACGUGCAAGGAUCCUUGAUGGCAUUGCUUUCAGUUUAUUUUCUGAUUUCUAUGGUAAGCUUUUGAAUUGUAUUAUGGGUGUAUGGUAAAGAUGCUCUUGUUUCAUCAAUGCUGUUUGGUGGUGUUGAGCAUUGAGCACAGGAAUUCCUAUUUUACCUCAUGCGCUGUUUGUGACAUCUUCCUCCUUGCUGAUGGAUGUGCAUGUUUAUUUUUUAUUUUCUGCUAUAAUAUUCGGUUUGAAUAGCUAACAACA